AUGUUCCGUGCCUCUCUCAGCUGCUGGUCCAACUAUGGGAAAGUAGGAGGUGGACAGACUGUCUCUGUGAUGAAAGGAGGUUGCAUGUGGAAAGGAAUAAUUCAACAUGAACUGGACCAUGCUCUGGGCUUUUUGCAUGAACAUUCUCGAAGUGACAGGGACGAACAUGUGAAGAUCGUGUGGGAGUACAUCAGUCCGUCUGACAGAUCAGACUUCAGGAAAUUUGAAAACUCCAAUAACCUGGAUCUUCCAUAUGACUACUCCUCAGUUAUGCACUACGGCCCAUACACAUUCACUAAUACCACUGGGAAAGCAACUAUUGUACCAAUCCCUGAUGAAUCAGUACCUAUUGGACAGAGGCAGGGACUGAGCAACUUGGAUGUGGCCAAAAUCAACAAACUUUACAAUUGUAGUCGCUGCAGCACUAUUCUCAGUGCAGCAUCGGGGACACUGAGGUCUGCCAACCACCCAAGAAAUUAUUCAGAUAACACUAACUGUGUCUGGCUCAUCCGAACCCGACUCAGACAGAUUUCCCUGCGAUUUCAAGCCUUUGAGCUGCAAACAACCAGCGGCUGUCAGGGUGAUUAUGUUAAAGUUUAUGAUGGACCCAGCAAGUCUUCUGCAGUUCUAAUGGACAAGACCUGUGGAUCACAGAUACCCAGUGUUGUAGUUUCUUCUAGUAAUCUUAUGCUCAUAGAGUUUGUCACAGAUGGUGCUGAUACAGCUUCUGGUUUCCAAGCCACCUUUACAGCUGUGAGAAUCCAGAGAAAAUCUAGAGCCCGCAACUGACUUAAUGAAGAAGAACUUAUUCUGUGAAUAUUGAAAUUAUGUGUUUCCUACUUUGCUCCUAUCCUGGCUUGGAUCAGUAUGAAAUUUAAUUCUAUUAAGAAUCAAAGUUUUCAUCUUCUUGAGAAAGUUUAUUCUCCAAGCCAUAUAAAUGUAUGAUUUCUACACAUCCGAUGUGCUCCUCCUUUUGUCUGCACAGUUAAGUUAUUGCCUCUUUCUAUUUAACAAUUGAAUAAAAAGCCUC
Apaloderma vittatum (bar-tailed trogon) is the source of this 1030-nucleotide messenger RNA. RefSeq names its product astacin-like metalloendopeptidase. Gene Ontology annotation, molecular function: metalloendopeptidase activity; zinc ion binding. The coding region runs from base 1 to 789 and encodes 262 amino acids. The record is from RefSeq and is a predicted model, not a curated record. Gene Ontology annotation, biological process: proteolysis. Lineage: Eukaryota; Metazoa; Chordata; Aves; Trogoniformes; Trogonidae. The transcript is spliced from 6 exons.